AUGCUACCGCUGCAGCAAUCAGAGCUCGCACUGCAGAUUUUACCUCUGUUCGCAACACACGAAACCGCCGAGGAGGUUGACGCGGGAGAGGUCGAAGUGGCCGAAGUCACAAAGGUGGUGAGUGACGGAGUCGGAGUCGGAGUGAUCACAUCACUAGAGGAGACCAAAGUCGAAGACGCUUCUGGGGUGCUGGACGGCUGCGGUGUGGAGGAUACCUCUGGAGUGCUGGACACCUCUGGGGUGCUAGACACCUCUGGGGUGCUGGACGGCUGCGGUGUGGAGGACACCUCUGGAGUAGUAGACACCUCUGGAGUGCUAGAUACCACUGGAGUGCUAGAUACCACUGGAGUGCUGGAUACCACUGGAGUGCUGGACACCUCUGGAGUGCUAGAAAGUUCCGGAGUGGAAGACGAGGGUGGAGUGGUCGAUGAUAGCAAGGUAGAAGACACCGGUGUAGGAGUAAGGGAAGGGGUGAAGACGGGAGUAGUAGAGACAACAGAAGAUGGCGAAGCCACAGAUGAUGUCGAGGACAUAGAAGACCGGCUGAGGCACCUUGCCGCGGCACCACCCAAAAGGGAGCCUAACACGAUGGCAGAUCGAAGAAGCAUAAUGGGUUGUAUUCGUAAUGGUAUUAAAGAGCGUCGAGAAGUGAGUGUUAGCGAAGUAACGAGUGUCGGUCGAGAAUUCGACUUUCAGGAUCAAGAAUAUCAAUUCCCGAGGACCAAAAAUGAGUGA
Messenger RNA from Clonostachys solani, 735 nucleotides. NCBI's taxonomy places the organism in Eukaryota, Fungi, Ascomycota, Sordariomycetes, Hypocreales, Bionectriaceae. The record is from the annotation of a GenBank genome assembly.